AACAUCCCAAUGUGACUUACCUUGGAAAACCUAUGUUUUAAUGCUGUCUUCGUCUAGCGGCUCAAAGUCUACAACAUGUUUCUUACCGCUGCAAAUUUGGCCAAGGCGAAAUCAAAGACCAUCCUGGUGCAGAUGAUGAGCGCCGCAGGGACGGGCUACUGCUUCAACACGAAGAGGAACCGACUCCGGGAGAAGCUGGUGCUGCGCAAACACGACCCGCGGGUGAACAAGCACGUCCUGUUUUUUGAGAAGAGGAAGAUCAGAUCCAUUUGACAACGCACCAUCUGGACAACAUCAACCUGCUUUGUUUGAACAGACUUUUUGUUUUUAUUGUCAAGACGUUUUGUCAAGUCAACAUUUCGGUUUGGCUGGUCGAGGAGUUGGCAAAGGAUUUCUGCUGCUGAUCUGCAAACAAAGACCUUAAACAAAGACCGUUACUCUGCACCGGAUCAGCAUGAUGCAAACCCCGGCUGAGCCGCAAGAAAAUCAAUCCGAAAGUAAUGUUUUUGGAGGCGAGCGUGUCAUUAAUUAAGAUUCAGCAAAGUGUUUUGCAGCUUUAAAUUUCAACUGAAACCAAUUGUGAAAUGUGUGAAUUAUUAAACAGUUCAAAACAA
Pseudoliparis swirei is the source of this 614-nucleotide messenger RNA. It is a transcript of the gene mrpl33, whose product is annotated as mitochondrial ribosomal protein L33. Gene Ontology annotation, cellular component: mitochondrion; ribosome. NCBI's taxonomy places the organism in Eukaryota, Metazoa, Chordata, Actinopteri, Perciformes, Liparidae. The transcript is spliced from 4 exons. Gene Ontology annotation, molecular function: structural constituent of ribosome. The record is from RefSeq and is a predicted model, not a curated record. The coding region runs from base 76 to 273 and encodes 65 amino acids. Gene Ontology annotation, biological process: translation.